AUGCUCUUCGCUCCGAUCGCCGUCGAGGCGAUGAAGUGUAAAGAGGAAAACUGCGAAGUCGGCGUUGUACUGGAGCACAACUCUCUGAUCGUACUCUCUGUCAACAAGACUAUCGUUUGCCUCUGCGGGAGGGACAGGAACAACCCAUUCGAACGCGGCAAGCUGCGCAAGCGGGAGGAGCAUUCGGCCUCCGUGCAUCCUGCCGAGGUGCUCCAAGCCGCUCCGGUGCCCCAGCCGGAGCCUCUUGCCUUUCGCCAGCAGCCUCUAUGGCAAUUCCCACCGCCGCUGCCCCCGCCUUACGUCUAUCCGCACGAUCAGGACAACUUGAUGCAGCCAAUCGGUAAUGAAAGGGCAAGUUUCCGCAGUCUUCGCAAGAAUAUUGGCGGUCGCUGGAAGCGACUUGUAAAGAAGAAGCCCGAACAGGAGGUUUACACGAUCCCCCCUGAGCUCAAGCCUCAACUGAAGCAAAUCUACGUGUAUUGA
Molecule: messenger RNA, 483 nt
Organism: Parnassius apollo (apollo)
Lineage: Eukaryota; Metazoa; Arthropoda; Insecta; Lepidoptera; Papilionidae
Source: the annotation of a GenBank genome assembly